ACGACGUGAUGGGGUCUAAGAUAAGCAAGGUACCCAAGGCAGGGUUGAGACCGAUGAAGAACUUGAACGUGGAAGCCAGGGCACACCGACUUAUUGAUGUGGACAAACCUAAACCCGCGCCGCAAUACCCUAGCACCAAGGAAGAGAUAGCAAGAGUACAGAAACUCCAUCCAGAAAUUGUAAAACAGCAGCAGACCAAAGAUGUCAGACUAGAUGAUUUCCUCAAGCAAGUCAGGGUUGAGUCACAUGACCCAGUACCCAAGACCACUGAAGGCGAUAGAACAGAAGCUCUUCCAGAUUCCAGUCAGACGUCAUCCAGUACAAAACAAGUUACUUCAGGUGAUACACUGGAUGUCAAGGUAGUUACAGAAGGGAAGAUGACUGUUUACCAGAUUUUAGAGGUACUUGUAAGACACAAGAAGGACCCAGAAGAGUGGACAGCGGAGAAAGUGUCUCAGGACUUCAGUCUGGAGCUUGAACAUGCCCAGGGACUCUUGACUUACUUCAAAACAUUUGAGAUCAGAGCAAUUGGACAGAUACCAGAGGAGAUUAGAAAACAAAUCAACCCUGGUACAAAGGCUGCGCCUUGAAGGCAUGUCUACCCAGGAAAAAUUUGAAUGGGACUGUAGCUUUCUGUCUGACUUAGUAUGUUGAUGAUUGAUUGAUUGGUUGAUUGUUGUAGAAAUGUAUCUUUGUCGACUGCAAAUAAAGUUCAAAAGAAGUAUACAUGUAUGCUUAGUUUCAGCAUAUUAAAUGAUCUGUACUUUUCACAAAUGCAGUAAUGAUAAAUUGCUGCAAAAUGAUAGAGUAUUGAAUUGUUCUCUGGGUUUACAAUAUGAAUGUGGUGUAUAUGUACAUUUCAACUGAAUAUGUUGUCAAAGGAUAGAGUACGACCACCUUUAACUUUCAACUUAUAAUUGAUUACCACAUUUACCAGUACACAACUGUUUUUGUUUACAGGUCUGGUAUACAUACCUUUUUAAAGCCUGUCA
This is a messenger RNA of Branchiostoma floridae (Florida lancelet), 992 nucleotides long. Its product is annotated as NADH dehydrogenase [ubiquinone] 1 alpha subcomplex assembly factor 4-like. Gene Ontology annotation, biological process: mitochondrial respiratory chain complex I assembly. Gene Ontology annotation, cellular component: mitochondrion. NCBI's taxonomy places the organism in Eukaryota, Metazoa, Chordata, Leptocardii, Amphioxiformes, Branchiostomatidae. The record is from RefSeq and is a predicted model, not a curated record.